Messenger RNA from Uloborus diversus, 903 nucleotides. RefSeq lists its product as uncharacterized. NCBI's taxonomy places the organism in Eukaryota, Metazoa, Arthropoda, Arachnida, Araneae, Uloboridae. The transcript is spliced from 2 exons. Bases 1 to 903 code for a protein of 300 amino acids. The record is from RefSeq and is a predicted model, not a curated record.
AUGCAGUUUUCAAAAAAGAGCAUCCCUGUUACCUCUAUACAGAUAAUUCUUCUUAUUUUAAGUACCAGUGGAAGACCAGUGUUCAGUGGUUUCGCAGAUCCUAUUGAAUCACAUAACAUGGACUCUAUGAUAACCCAAGUGAGAACGCCCAGAAUCAGCGACAAUACAUCCCUUGUAGCCACCUCCAAGAAGGAAGAUCGCCAAGCUUUUUAUCCAACUCAUUACAAUCCAGCUAGUCAUUUUUCUAGUCUGGCCAAUAUGGCCAACCUCGGAGGGUUUGGCUCUUUGGCUUCCAUGGGUGGCUUAAGGACAGUCAUGAUGGGCGGCAUGUUGUACGGAUUGUCCCUGAUACCUGCUGUUGUGCUAGCACUUGGCGGCAACGGCCUCCCCAUGAGUGGGGUCCUCUCCUCUUUAGGAUUGAGCAAAAGAGCUUUACCAGAGACUAGUUCAGCCAAGAUGCCUCUGCUUUCUGAAUCCCAGACCAGAAGACUCCUCCAGAUGUUGCAAUCGGCUUUCAGGCAAUGGAACAUUGCAGACGUAAACUGCAAAGAGUUAUUUGUAUGCCAGAUGUACAGACAAGUUUCCAGUAACGGGGUGACACCGGACUUGGAUUUAUUCAAAGAAGCUUUGCUUCACAUCUUAGAGAGAGGUGGACAGCGAAGAGCAGGCCGAGCCGCAGAGCACCUUCUUGCCGAAUAUGAGCACUACUUCGCCGCUGCACGAAUGGGCAUGGAACAAGAUGAAUGCGAGACCUUCUACCCUAAAUGCAAUCUGAGUCUCUAUCCUAAGGACGAUGGAUUCAAGAAAGAAAAAGAGACAAAACCUUCAAAAAAGUCCACUACCAAGGAUCAAGGAAAAGACACCAACACGAAAGAAACGUCACUCAAGAAUGGAUCGAAUUGA